Molecule: messenger RNA, 1937 nt
Organism: Solanum verrucosum
Lineage: Eukaryota; Viridiplantae; Streptophyta; Magnoliopsida; Solanales; Solanaceae
Product: ankyrin repeat-containing protein ITN1-like
Exons: 4
Coding region: 29-1861 (610 amino acids)
Cellular component (GO): plasma membrane
Molecular function (GO): protein phosphatase 1 binding; protein phosphatase regulator activity
Source: RefSeq, a predicted model, not a curated record
AAAAUAAAAAUAAAAAAAUAAAUUUAUAAUGUCUUCCAUCAACCAACAAGGUUCGAUGGAUCUGGAAAUGGGGCUACCUCCGGUCCCACAUCCAAUUUCGAACAUGAAUUACGCCGGCGAGCCAUCAUCGUCGCCGUCGCCACGAGCACCGGCACUUGUGGUGUCACAUUCAAGCAAAGCUUUGAUUCCAUCAAAUUCAGGGAAAGCCCUGUUUGUGUCAAAUUCAGGGAAAGCAUUACUUUUAUCGAAUUCAGGGAAAAGGAUGGAUCCAACAGGGAAGAAAAAGUAUGUGAAGCAGGUGACAGGGCGACACAACGACACGGAACUGCAUCUCGCGGCUCAGCGUGGGGAUGUGGGUGCUGUGAGGGAUAUAUUAGGGGAAAUUGAUGCACAGAUGUUGAAAACCAUGAGCGGGGCGGAGUUUGAUGCAGAGGUUGCUGAGAUAAGGGAAGCAAUGGUGAAUGAGGUAAAUGAAUUAGGCGAAACGGCGUUGUUUACUGCUGCUGAAAGGGGAUAUAUUGAUGUUGUUAAGGAGUUGCUGCCUUAUAGUACAAAGGAAGGGAUCACAACGAAGAAUCGUUCUGGUCUUGAUCCCUUGCACAUUGCUGCUAAUCAAGGUCAUCAAGCUAUUGUUAAGUUACUGUUGGAGCAUGAGCCAGAGUUGAGCAAGACAGUUGCUCAAUCAAAUGCAACUCCUCUUGUAUCUGCAGCCACAAAAGGGCAUACAUCAGUUGUCCAUGAAUUGCUUUCCAAGGAUUCUAGCUUGUUAGAGAUAUCAAGAUCUAAUGGAAAAAACGCGUUACAUUUGUCUGCACGCCAAGGCCACGUGGAUAUUGUUCAAGCAUUGCUGGAAAAGGAUCCACAACUGGCAAGAAGAACUGAUAAGAAAGGACAGACUGCUCUACACAUGGCAGUAAAAGGCGUUAGCUCCGAAGUGGUGAAGUUGCUUCUGCAAGCAGAUCCAGCUAUUGUAAUGCUUCCGGAUAAGUUUGGCAAUACUGCAUUACAUAUUGCCACGCGGAAAAAGCGGUCAGAGAUAGUGCAAGAACUCUUGAUGCUCGACGACACAAAUGUCAAUGCAUUGACAAGAGAACACAAAACAGCUCUAGACAUAGCUGAAGGUCUUCCUAUGUCUGAAGAAUCGACAGAACUAAAAGAGUGCUUAACACGUUAUGGUGCUUGUAGAGCCAAUGAAUUGAAUCAGCCGCGAGAUGAGCUUAGGAAGACUGUGACAGAAAUUAAGAAAAAUGUUCACUCCCAGCUUGAACAAGCUCGAAAGACUAACAAGAACAUGACUGGUAUUGCAAAGGAGCUGCAAAAGCUCCACAGAGAAGGAAUUAACACUGCUACCAAUUCUGUAACUAUUGUUGCCUCUCUUUUCGCAACAGUAGCUUUUGCUGCUAUAUUCACAGUUCCUGGUGGUGAUCUUGAUUCUGGAUACGCUGUGGCGUCCAACACCCCUGCAUUUAAGAUCUUCUAUAUCACGAAUGCUCUUGCACUCUUCACGUCCUUGGCUGUCGUGGUUGUACAAAUCACAGUAGUCAGGGGUGAGACAAAAUCAGAAAAAAGGGUUAUUGGAGUGAUUAACAAACUCAUGUGGUUGGCCGCGGUUUUCACUAAUCUGGCCUUUGUAUCUGCUUCUUAUGUAGUUAUUGGAAAGCGUAAUAUAUGGGCUGCAAUUUUUGUUACAGUUGUAGCAGGGAUCAUAAUGGCAGGGGUUUUAGGUGCCAUGACUUAUUAUGUUGUGAAGUCUAAAAGAACUCGCAAACUCAGGAAGAGGGAGAAGUUUACAAGGACUAGAACCAACUCAUUUCACACGGAAUUAUCCGAUUCAGAUUUAAAUCCAAUGUUUGCUCUCUGAUUCAAGCUAUAGUGGUUUCAGAGUAUGUGUGUAUGUGUGUGUCAUCUCAGACAAGAUACGAAGAACACUGAUCGGU